GUACAAUUUAAUUUCGUCAGUCUUACAUCAGGUGCUGUCCUAAAUGAGUGGUGGUGUAACAGUCAGUUUUUGGUCAUCCGUGAUCGUCAGCCUAAUGGUCAGCGUCCUGGCGGUCUGGAGACCUAAGCCUGGGACGUCCUGGCAAUGGCAGCUGAGUGGCGGGAAGAUAGAUACCCAUUACAAUGUGGACAUGUACGACGUGGAUUUGUACGAUACCUCAUCUAGCGACCUUAAUGCAUUGAAAGCAGCGGGCAAAAUAGUAAUCUGCUAUUUUUCCGCCGGAACAAAGGAGAAUUAUCGCAGCGACGCGGGCCAGUUCCCACACGCUGCCAUCGGCCACAAGCUCGAAGACUGGCCAGAUGAGCACUGGAUUGACAUCCGCCACCCAAUGGUGCGAGAGAUCAUGAGCAGACGUCUGGACCAUGCCAAAACUCGGAACUGUGACGGAGUGGAACCAGACAAUGUUGACGGUUACACCAACAACAACGGGCUAGGUCUGCGGGCCAGCGAUCAGCUGGAGUAUAACAAGUGGCUGGCCGGAGAGGCUCAUAAGCGAGGUCUGUCGGUUGGUCUGAAGAACGACGUAGACCAGAUACAUGAGCUGGCUUCAUACUUUGACUGGGCUCUGAACGAGGAGUGUGUCAACUAUAACGAGUGUGGCAAAUACAGUUCCUUUCUGCAGCAGAACAAAGUAAAGCUCUCUUUGGCUGUCUUCCACACUGAGUAUGUUGACCACAAAACACAAGGUGUCAGCAAACAGCAUUCCGUCUGUUCGAGCUCUAAACGUCCGCAUGGUUUCAGCACGUUGAUUAAGGACUGGGAUCUGGACUCGUGGAGACUGGCCUGUUGAGGAGAUAUCACCAAAACUGGCCCAUACUGUCAACAUACUUCCAGCAUGGAAAACAGCCAUUAUAAAACAUAAGAUAAAGC
Messenger RNA from Liolophura sinensis, 930 nucleotides. RefSeq lists its product as uncharacterized. The coding region runs from base 44 to 850 and encodes 268 amino acids. The record is from RefSeq and is a predicted model, not a curated record. The transcript has 4 exons. Lineage: Eukaryota; Metazoa; Mollusca; Polyplacophora; Chitonida; Chitonidae.